Alligator mississippiensis (American alligator) is the source of this 4257-nucleotide messenger RNA. RefSeq names its product butyrophilin subfamily 1 member A1. The record is from RefSeq and is a predicted model, not a curated record. Gene Ontology annotation, biological process: T cell receptor signaling pathway; regulation of cytokine production. Bases 2299 to 3681 code for a protein of 460 amino acids. Gene Ontology annotation, cellular component: external side of plasma membrane. The transcript has 8 exons. Lineage: Eukaryota; Metazoa; Chordata; Crocodylia; Alligatoridae. Gene Ontology annotation, molecular function: signaling receptor binding.
GUUUGGGCCCUGACAGCCCCCUACCUGAGGGAGACCAGGGCUCUCAGGCCCCCAAAUACUCGGUGCCUGUGGUAGGCCUUGAUCUGCGAGUGAGAAUAAGCAUCUGGAUAACUACUCAAAGGAGAAAGGGAAGUAGCCACCAAAUGGAGUUUUUUGAGAUGUGUGGUCCCCACACAUAUUUGAACCUUGCCCGUACAUCCCCUAUUUAGAAUGUCUCUCUGACAGUCUGAAGCUUAGAGAAAACUGAUGAUGCCAAACAUUUCUUGGGCUGUAUCUUUAAUGCAGGGGAUGCAUAAAGAGAUACUCCAGAUCAUAUACUGGUACCACUAAAGCAAGAACAUCUCCAGCUUGAGGGGGGAAUCUGAACUAUGGGGCAUUUGCAAGGGUCAGUACCAGUCUCUCACUUCCCCUGGCAUUCUUCUAGCCCAGGGGUUCUCAACCCUUUUAGACCUGAGGCAUCCCUAGGAAAAUGCCAGUUCUUAGUUUUCAUCCUUCUUUUAAGUACAGAAAAAAUAAUAAAGCAGGUUUUUUAUUCUGUUCCAAAGAGCUCAGAAGGACCACAACUGUGGAUUUCUAUUUGAAAUCUCUGUGUUUAUCAUGCUUGCAUGCCUAACAGUGCUAACAUUGUGUGACACCCUGCAGCAUCCUUGAAAGGCUGCUAACAAAGCCCCCAUCUUUGCAUUUUCUUCAGCCUCUGUCAAGAAGGUAAAAAAAUUGCCCUUUCUUUAGGGACUUCUAUAGCUAUGAUUCAAACUUCUGAAAUCCUAGACAUUCACAAUGCAUUUCUCAGCCUGUAUCCUUUUUCUUUCCCCUUUAGUCAGUCCCUUACCAAAGGGGAGGGAUUAAAAGGCCCCUGGAGUGCAGGAGAGAGGUGGAUGUUUGGUGAAACCAGAACUGGAAGCUUGGACCCAUCCAGGAAGGGCUGGGAAACUCUAAACCCACAAAUUAAGCCACCUAACUUGAAUCCACAAGAAAGAAACAGCAAUAGAUGCCUGCAGGACUAACCCAAGGCCACAUGAGGGCUCCCGAGGAUGGUGUCUGUCUCUGGUGUCUAUAAAAAAAGCUCUCUACUGUGAUGGAUGAGUAUCCUUAGAAAUACCACAGACAAAUAUUUUCAACUUUUAUCUUAAACCGGGGGAGUGCUGGAUCUUCUGUCCAUCCAGUAUCAAAGAUAUGCCUAAGCCUAAUAUUGUUAAAGCACAUCAGCUUCGGUAGCCAAUGAGAAAUAAAGGAGUGUUGUGACCAAUGUCACAUUUGGCUCUCUCUGACUCUUCAGGCCUAAAUUACCAUCUAUUAUAACUGGAUCGAUUGGGUGGGGGAGUCUUUGGUGUGAGUCCAAAGCAAGCCUCAGACUUAUGCCUCUGAGAUCCCCUUAUCAACCCUAUCUGUAGAUCUCAGGAUUCCCUAGUGCUGGUCUCUCAAUUUCUUUUCUGAGUCCUAGAUUUGGAAGUAUUUCAGCCCUGUACAGUGCAGUUCAAUGUAGAGAUAGCCAUGCAAGAACAAAAAAAGCUAGAUGAGGUACAGGUAGCAGUGUAUCUGCUGAGUUUUCCUUGCUUAUGAGUUAUCGUUAGUACCUGAGAUACCUCAUGUAGACACACUUGGAGUCUUCUCAGUGCAGAUGAUCCAGAAUUCUGCAUUUAUGUAUUAUACCACAAAGAAAUGAUCCUGCCCCUAAACUUUAAUUUAGCAAUACAAAUCCCUAAUUAUCCACUGGGGAGUUUUAAUUCUGAUAAUAAGAUGCAAGAGGAAAUUUCGAUUAUUUGUUAUGCAUAACCAUUGAGAACUUCCCCCCAAAAACAAACAAACAAAAACAAUUGUCUUUUAAAAAUAAUUGCUGUUUUGGAGUAACUUAGGCCACCUGGAUAUUUUAAUUUACCAGCACAUCCAGCUCAUCAAGAAUGUGACUGUUUCUUUAAGAAAAGACUCUCAUCUCAUCACAUGACAGCGUUUCAUUUAACAGGGUUGCCUGAAACUCCCGUUAACCAUUCCUUUAUUUUCCAGCUUGGUGAAAGCUACAACAAAGAAAAUACAUUCAUUUGGAACAACCAAUAAUUCUUUUAAAAGCGUAAGAUGGCUACGAUCAAGCACUGCUACUAUUUUAUAGCUGGAAUUAGCCAUGCAUCUUGAUUAACUGCAAUAAUUUGCAAUUUAAAUAGCACUGAGGAUAUCUUUUGGAUUUCUCCCCGCAUCAUAAACAGUGUAAAGUCUCUUUGAAGGAUCAAUCAGUGUCGCUUUUAGAAAUGUGCAGUCAAACAUAAAUCCAGACCCAUCAGCUUCUGCUGUCCAGAUCAAGUCACAAUGGGCGUGAAGAUUCGCCCAUUCUGCCAGAGCCUCAGAGUCACCUCUUCACUGCCUGCUCUGAUCGUUUUCCUCAUCACUUUUUAUGUUCAUCAGCUGGAAUCAGCACGGUUCACAGUGAUUGGAUCUGCCAACCCCAUCACUGCCAUGGUGGGAGAGGACGUUAUUUUACCCUGUUACCUGUCCCCCAAAAUGAGUGCUGAGAACAUGGAGGUGACAUGGUUACGGCCACAGUUCUCAUCAGUUGUGCAUCUGUACCGGGAGGGAAAGGAUCAGCUUGGACUGCAAGGAAGGACAGAGCUUUUGAAAGACAACAUACAGGAUGGAAAUGUUACCUUGAGGAUUCUCAAUAUCAGGCCCUUUGACCAAGGACAAUAUAACUGUCUUGUUGAUGAUGGUACUGUUUCUGAACAAGCUGUAUUGGAGUUAAAGGUAAAAGCUUUAGGCUCUGAUCCCCUCAUCUCUGUUGAGGAUUACAAAGAUGGAGGGAUCCAAGUGGUGUGUCGGUCAGCUGGGUGGUUCCCAGAGCCACACAUGUCGUGGAGAAAUCUCGCUGGACAGCUUUUGCCAUCAGCUUCAGAAAUAAAAUCCCAAGGAGAUGAUGGUCUUUACAAAACAGAAAGUUAUUUUGUUAUACGAGAAAAUUCAAACCAGAGCUUGUCCUGUUCUAUCAUCAGUGCCCAUCAAGACCCGGAAAAGAAAUCCACUAUUCAUAUAUCAGGUCCCUUUUUCCCAAAGGUAUCUCCUUGGAUGACCGCAUUUUGUGUGAUCUUGGUGGCUCUGUUCAUUUUUAUCGGCCUUGCCAUUUACCUCUUUAAAGUUAAAGGAAAACUUGUUGAAGAACUAAGAUGGGCAAGAGCCAUGAAACAUCCAGAAAAUGUGAUGCUGGAUCUGGACACUGCAAAUCCAUGGCUCGUGUCAGAGGAUCAAAAAAGUGUGAGACGGGAUGACAAGCAACAGGAUCUGCCUGACAAUCCUGAGAGAUUUGACACUGAUCCCUGCGUGCUGGGCUGUGAGGGAUUUUCCUCGGGGAGACAUUACUGGGAAGUGGAGGUGGGGGAUGGAAAGGACUGGGCAGUGGGAGUUGCCAGGGAGUCUGUGAGAAGGAAAGGAGAAAGCACCUUUAACUCUGAUGAGGGAGUCUGGGCAGUGCAGCGGUGGGGGGGCCAGUACCAGGCUCUCACCUCCCCUGUGACUCCCCUGUCCAUGAACUGGGUCCUCAGGAGGGUUGGGAUUUACCUGGAUUAUGACCGUGGGCAAGUGGCCUUUUUUGAUGCAGAUAAUGAGAGCUUGAUCUUCACUUUCCCACUGGCAUCAUUCAUGCGGGAGAGAAUCCACCCUUGGCUCUGGGUCUGGAAUUCUCCACUUCGUCUGUGUCAUUGAGACAUGGGGUGAAAUAGCCUUUUCUCAUACUUUUCUGCCUCUGGAGUCAAAACCAUCCUGUUCUCCAAGUCCUUAGAGGACCCUGCAGACUUUGUACUGUUGUAGAUCAGUAAAGGCUCAGUGGGGUCCUUGAACUGCCAAACCAUAGAGAACAGGAAGCAAACAGAAAUCAGGCUCAUUGCCUUAUGUCUGUACAUCCUUCAGGUCACUGACUUCUGUAGGACAAGAAAAUUCUAGCAGUUUAUGGUUAAAGGGUGGAUUGAAAGGAAAGGGAAAUAAGAGGGAGAAAUACAAAGCAGGGUAAAGGUUACCGAAUGUAUUAUGCAUUGAACAGUCCAUCCACUUGAUGAAUGAGCAGGAGGUUAGAGUAGGCAACCUCUUGAAGUCCCUUCCAGCCCUACUGUUUGUGACUUCAGACUCUAUGAUGUCCUCAUGCACGAAACUGAAAGUAUUCAAUGCCUUUAUGAAGUGCUUUGUAAAAACGGGGCCCAAUUUCCUUCUUUGAUUGUUGAAUAGUAAUUUCCAAGUGUUUUUAUAGCCUCAUAUUUUUGGUAAAAUAAACAUAAACUUAUAAAA